UCCGUUUGAGGGAGUGACGUCAUGGAAGGCCUCGUUGGGGUUUCUGUCCAUGGUGCUGCAAUCACAUGACGCGCUAUUGGAAUAUCACCGGCACUUUAAUCAACUGCACACAGGAUUUACAACCUUCUCCAAGUGAAUAAAGGACAUGUGAGACAAGGUCCUGUGAGCAAGUCCACAGUCCUUUAGCAUGAGGCGAUGGAUAUAAAUAGAUGAAACAGGCACGGAAUGCGCGCUUAUUAUGGGAUGAGGGAGAGGAUGACGGGGCUCGCCGUGUUUCACUUCUAUAAACUUUCGGACUUAUUGUCGUACUUUUUGUAGGACAGAACGAAGUGGUUGUUCAAACUAUUUUUUGCCCUGCCAAAGGCCAGACAUUGUGGUAAGACAGACAGCUGCAAGGUUUAACACCUGUGUGUGUGUGUGUGUGUGUGUUCCCAGCAGGGGGACCUGCACACAGUAUCAGGGCCUUAGGAGCCUCAUUAAAUCCCAUCUCACGUAAAUCUAUAAAAAACAAUUUUACGUUGUCUAAAUGAGAAUAUGUCAGGAUGAAUUGAUACAGAACAUAUAUCAUAUCUCAAACUAUUAUUCUGAAAGAAAGAAAAAAUGAAGGUUCCAGCUUCUUUGAAUGUGUAUUUGUUUACAUUGUGUCAUUGUAAAUGAAACACUCAUAUUUUGGACCGUUGGUCAGGUGAAAAGACCAGUUUGUCUCCUCUGUCUCUGGGCCAUGAACACUUUCUGUUUCUAUACUAUUAGAGAAUCAAUGAUGAACAGGAAAAUGAAUGGCGGGUGAAAAUAAUAGUGAGUUGCAGCUGUAAUAUAAUGUAAUUACAGCGUCAUGCCAAGUGUUUUUUCUGUUCUUAACACGGCUUUGAACAGAGAAAAGCUCAGCUCAUCGAGUAAUUAGAUGAUAACUGUGGGUUGUUUCCUGGUUUAAAGAGGAAAUGAGAAUAAUUGUCUUCCUGCUGCUAGUGCUUAAAGCUUCACUGAAACCAUGGGAACAGAUUUGCUCUGAGUCCAAAAUUAACACAAAACAGCAUUUUGCAGAAUGAUGUCUCAAAAACUCUUGACCCCGUAAAAUACGGAGCACAGAAGUCUUUUUUACCCAUUGUAGGAUAUUUUACUUUUUUUAUAGAGAGCAAGAGAUGCCACAUCUUACAAGCUUGUGACUGCGAAGCCGCAAGCAUUUUCCCUCUCUGCUAAUAUGUGAUGAACGAUGCAACAAACAAUCCAACGGUUCUUUUCCAUUUUCUUUUAAACCUCCAACUUAUCUUAAAAAAAACCUUUGUGGUCCCCAGACUUUUAUUCUGCCAGAUAUGAUUAGAAGUCAGUAACGAAGGUAAUGGGGCCUCCAGUGGGGGCAGAGGGGAAUCCCGUAGCCUCUGUGGGGGGGUUGAGUGCAGUGCCCCUGUGUGGUCAAAGUGGAUUAAAGUCCAGCUGAUGAAUAUGUCAUGUUAGAUUAAAAAGCAGAACAAGGGGGGAAACAACCUGUACGGUUUCAUCUUAAUUCUUCUUAGUUGCCAUAAAUGCUGCUGCUCCUGUUGUUGUGGCUUCUGUAACAUUUGGGUGCGUACGUUGAAUUCUUUUAGAGGAAGAGUCGCCACUGGAAAAGUUUCUUCUCGUUUGCUGAAUAAUCAUCAAUGGCCUCAUUGGUUUGGGCUCCACAUUAAAGCGCUUAAACCCUCCUCUUCUCGUUGUAUCAGUGGUGGGAUGGAAAGUGUUGCUUCAGGCUGUACAACGUGACAUGAAAGGAACUUUUAUAGCCCCAUCUUCAUGUUUCUGUAUCCUGAUGGAAGGAAAGGAAGUCUGCAUCUCUCUGACAAGGCGUAAGUCCCGUUAUCAGCAACAAACUACACCGGCUGCACAAGUGAUAGUGUAGUGAAGACAAAAAGACACAGAGAGGAUGAACUUCAGGCCACAUCCCUGCUGUGUUAUCUCACUGAGUGAUCUCCAUGAGGAGGGGAAGAAUGCCAUCAACGCUCCCAUGCUCCCCUCAGGGACAGACAUCCAUCCGGAGGACACACUGCUCGAGGAGAACGCUGAGAGGAUCAUGUUGGACCCAACAUCGCGGGAAAAUCUUAAAUUUAAAGAUCUGUUGAAGGUCCUGAUUGACUGGAUCAACAGCGAGUUGGAGGAAGACAGGAUCAUAGUCAAAGACCUGGAGGAGGACUGUUAUGAUGGACAGGUGCUCCAGAAGUUAUUUGAGAAGCUGUCGGGCAGGAAGCUGAACGUGGCCGAGGUGACCCAGUCCGAGAUCGGCCAGAAGCAGAAGCUUCAGACUGUUUUGGAGGCCGUCAACGAACUGCUGCGGCCUCACGGCUGGACUAUCGAGUGGAGCGUGGACUCGAUCCACUCCAAGAACCUGGUGGCCAUCGUCUACCUGCUGGUGGCUCUUGCGAUGCACUUCCAGGCUCCCAUCAGGCUGCCGGAGCACGUCUCUGCCAAGGUGGUGGUCGUCAAGAAACGGGAGGGAAUCCUCCAGACGGCUCUGGUGAGCAAGGAGCUGACGAGCACCACCGAAAUGAUGAUGGGAAGGUUUGAGAGGGACGCAUUUGAUACCUUGUUGGAUCACGCGCCAGACAAGCUCAACGUGGUGAAAACGUCCCUCAUCACCUUUGUGAACAAACAUCUGAACAAGUUGAACCUGGAAGUUACUGAGCUGGAGUCUCAGUCUGUAUAUGUAUUUAUGUCUAUGUGCAUGCAGUUUGCUGAUGGUGUGUACCUGAUAUUGCUGAUGGGGCUGCUGGAGAACUACUUUGUCCCCCUAUACAACUUCUUCCUCACCCCUGAGAGCUUUGAGCAGAAGGUCCACAAUGUGGCGUUUGCCUUUGAGCUGAUGCAGGAUGGAGGUCUAAAGAAACCCAAAGCCAGACCAGAAGAUGUUGUCAACCUGAACCUAAAAUCCACCCUCAGAGUCCUCUACAACCUGUUCACCAACUACAAAAACUCAGACUGAACUUUUCCAGUUUCAGCCCCGGAUAUUAUUUUGAAUGCUACUAUGUUUCUGCGCAGUUAUUACCGUGAUAGUCUGGACAUUAGAGGAGACCAUCUGAGACAGAAAGUCAUCAUUAUGUGGGACUUAUAAAGACCCGUCGGGAGUAGCCUGAAAAAGACUGAAUGUUAGUAUUUUUAUCUCCAAAUGUCAGUAUUUAUUAAUUCCUUCCUCGAAUGUUAAAUUCAGCCCAGAAAACCCUGCGACCUUUAGCCCACAUUAUAAAACUGGGCUGUCACAGGAGUAAUGAAGGCAGGAUGUUAAAAUAAGAAUACAUUUCUGUGUCAAGUCGACUAUAAUGUUAUAUAGUACCAAGAAUUCAUUUGUGUAAAUAUUAAAAUAAGUUUUGGAAGAGACAGAUAUUUGCUUUUUUGCCAAUCGUUUGAUGAGAAGAUUGAUACAAAGCUAAUGUCUGUAUGCUAAAUCUUAAACAAACUUUAUAGCCGGCAGCAGGUUAGCUUAGCUAAGCAAAAAUAACACUCUGUGGGAAGCUCAUUGAACACAGUGUAGACUUUUAUAUUGUUUUGGAUCCGUUAAGAACUAUAAAAGCAACAAUAACUAUGGAAAACCCUUUUCAAUGAAUGACUUUGAGAUGGUUUGAAUUUAUUUGUUGUCUUUACACUUUCCCUCGCUGUUUUGUUGGUAAUCAGUUUUGUUUUAAGCUCUUUUUGAAAAACUAAAUCCAUAUAUGCUGAUAUAAAAUAUAGAUUAAUAAUAAUGAAUUAAUGUGUUUCUCAUGUUCCCGUUUCCAUGCUAAGCUAAGCUAACGAGCAGCUGGCUGUGACUUCUUCUCCCGCAGCCUCUUGUUAAUAAAGCGAAUGCAUAUUUCGCCUGAAACUAUAUCUUUAAGAAAAUGUGAAAUGCAAUGUUUUCUAUAAUAUCUGAAAAGGCUUUGUAUGCUCUCACCAAUACUUGACCGCUAAAGAAAGUAUGAAUGAUCCUCGUUUCCUCUUAACUAUGCACAACGCAUCUCAAGCCAUUUUUUAAAAGCCAACGUUAUUGCCUUAAUUAAGUGGCGCCCCGGCCCCCCACCCGGGAGAGCCCCAGUAUCCUCGCGUCCACCGGCCUUCCAGAAGAGUCGACACACUGUCCUCCUGAAGCAGAGUUUGAGUGCCGUGCGUCCUGCAGACCUGCUAAGAUGCAGUGCACAACUUUGUCAAUCUAUGCCUUGCUUGUGUGUUUUUUAUUUUGCCUAUCAAGAAAUAAAUGCCUGAAAUCAAACAGAA
Messenger RNA from Gasterosteus aculeatus aculeatus (three-spined stickleback), 4212 nucleotides. The record is from RefSeq and is a predicted model, not a curated record. NCBI's taxonomy places the organism in Eukaryota, Metazoa, Chordata, Actinopteri, Perciformes, Gasterosteidae.